AUGUCGUCGUCGUCUUCAGCACAGUACGCUCUUGAGCGAUCCAUUGCCAUCUCAGCAGUCGAGCGCGCCUGCUCGCUCACAGACAAGGUCUUUCGCAACCUCGUCACCGCCGACACCGUCACCAAGAAGGACAAGUCGCCCGUGACCGUAGGCGAUUACUCGGCGCAGGCGGUGGUCAACGCUAUUCUCGGCUCGCAUUUCCCGGAAGACCCCAUUGUGGGCGAAGAGGACUCGAAAGAUCUGCAGAAGCCCGAGUCGGAGGCUCUGCGCAAGCAGAUCUUUGGUCUUGCCAACGAGGCGCUCAAGAACUCUGCUCAGGAAUGCCCUGCUGUUGCCGAAGCCGAGUCCAAGCCCAGCACGCAAGCAUUGGGCGACCGCGAGCUGACAGAGAAGGAGCUCCUCGCAGCUAUUGACAGAGGCAGCGCAGAAGGAGGCGCCGAGGGCCGUUGCUGGGCACUCGACCCCAUCGACGGCACCAAGGGCUUCCUGCGAGGUGGCCAGUACGCUGUCUGCCUCGCCUUCAUGGUCGACGGUCUGGUCCAGGUGGGUGUGAUGGGUUGCCCCAACUUGCCGCACGAUGCUUCGUCCGCCAAACCCAAGGAAGGCGAGUUCGGUGCCGGCGAGAAGCGAAGUGAUCUCGGCACGCUCUUCAUUGCAGUGCGAGGACAGGGCGCCUUCCAGCGUCCCAUCCAGGGUGGCAAGGAAGAGAAGAUUACCAUGCGUCAGAUCAGCUCGCUCUCCGAGGCAUCCUUCUGCGAGUCGGUCGAGGCAGGCCACUCUUCGCACGGCACCAACGCCAGGAUUGCAGAGCUGCUCGGCAUCACCGCUCCUUCCGUUCGCAUGGACAGCCAGGCUAAGUACGCUAGCAUCUCGAGAGGCGAUGGUGACGUUUACCUGCGCUUGCCUGUUGGCGACGGCAGCUACCAAGAAAAGAUCUGGGAUCACGCUUCGGGAUCGUUGCUUGUGGAAGAGGCUGGAGGCAAGGUGUCGGACAUCCGCGGCAAGAGUCUCAACUUUGGCGUCGGACGAACGUUGCGUGAGAACCGUGGUGUGGUGGCAUCGCGUAAGGAGGUGCACUCCAAGGUGAUUGACGCCGUCCGCAAGGCACUCGAAGAGGAGGGACGCGGUCACCUUUGA
Molecule: messenger RNA, 1137 nt
Organism: Kalmanozyma brasiliensis GHG001
Lineage: Eukaryota; Fungi; Basidiomycota; Ustilaginomycetes; Ustilaginales
Product: Inositol monophosphatase
Exons: 1
Coding region: 1-1137 (378 amino acids)
Biological process (GO): sulfate assimilation; phosphatidylinositol phosphate biosynthetic process
Molecular function (GO): 3'(2'),5'-bisphosphate nucleotidase activity
Source: RefSeq, a predicted model, not a curated record